Messenger RNA from Sphaeramia orbicularis (orbiculate cardinalfish), 1485 nucleotides. RefSeq names its product putative methyltransferase DDB_G0268948. The transcript is spliced from 6 exons. The record is from RefSeq and is a predicted model, not a curated record. Gene Ontology annotation, molecular function: S-adenosylmethionine-dependent methyltransferase activity. NCBI's taxonomy places the organism in Eukaryota, Metazoa, Chordata, Actinopteri, Kurtiformes, Apogonidae. The coding region runs from base 311 to 1159 and encodes 282 amino acids.
CCUUUUUGUGGCUGAUUCCACCAACUUAAGCUUUUUCCUUGGGCUUUUCUGUUCAUUUUAUGCACAAAGCAGAGGUGGAAAAACAUCCCUCUUUUUUCCAGCUCUAACUGGCCUUUUAAAGGUCCUACUUGUCAAACACAUCACAUACCAGUAGAGGUUGUGGGACCUCUCAGUUCUCUACCAUUUCCCCCUCAUGUGUCCGACUGCAGGCACAAAGGAAUCUCAGUCCUCUUCGUCCAGAGGUUUGCUCGUCUUAUCCUGGUAUAAAGUUAAAUAAUCUGAAUUUGCUUUCUGCUGUUAUUAUCCCGCCAUGGCAUACCGUCUCUUUGAAGGAAAGGAACAUGCAGCAUCAUACUGGAAAUACAGAGUGUCUCCAUCAGAUGGUCUCAUUCAACAGGUGAUGGAUUUCCUGGUAAAACAUAGGGAUGGUCCCUUUGAGCUGGCUGUGGAUGUGGGAUGUGGUUCUGGACAGGGAACGGUUCUGUUGGCUCCAUACUUUGGUUCUGUGGUGGGGACAGACGUGAGUCCUGCCCAGCUGGACAUGGCCUUAACACACAAUAAACAGGCAAAUGUCACAUACAGACACAGCUUGGCAGAGGAUCUGCCGUUUGCCGAUGCCUCGGUGGAUCUGAUCAGCGCCAUGUCUGCAUUCCACUGGUUUGACAGGCCACGCUUCCUUCAGGAGGCCCACAGAGUCCUGAAGCCACGCGGAUGCUUGGCUCUACUCAACUACACCAUCGAUAUGGAGCUCAACUACCCUGACUGCUGCUCACAGACACUGAACCAAGUCUGCAAAGAGUUUUAUGCUGCCUUACAGCCUUAUCGCAGCCCUCACCUUGGUCCUGCCUCAAUCGAGUUGUAUCGGGAGGCGUACAAUUCCAUUUCUUACCCUGACAAAGAGUGGCAGGAGUGUGUGUAUGUGUGGACGUCCAUGCCUCUGUCCAGUUACAUGGGGCUGGUGGAGUCUUUCUCCAGUUACCAGACUUUGUUGAGGAUCAACCCACAGAAGGCUGGCACACUCUCACAUGACAUCUGUCAAAGGCUGUUGUCUGAGAUGAAGGUGACCUCUGCUGAUGUUGAGGUGGAGGUCGGGGUCAAAUACUUCUACCUACUUGCCUCCAAAGCACCACAACCCUCCACAGUGCUCAGUGAGACAUGAGGAGAUGAGAAACUCAGUACUUCUGUCAUGUGAUGGAUUCAUCAAAUGAGAUUUGAGGGAUCUUUACAAAAACUCAUUUUUAACAUUUUAUGUGAUUAGAUACUCUUUUUAAAUAAUCUGCUCUGUGUAAUCAGUAAUGUCCACAUUUCUGUCUAACUUGUAAUAAUCAUUAACUAAAGUUAGAAUAAGUGUCAGUAGAAAGCAGUUUGUAGUUUUACAAUACACCACUAGAGAGAGAUAUUUGAUCAGAUGUCUCAGGGACUGUGACACCAUUGGAUAAAUGUUCAGAGUUUAAUCUGGCGUUUGAGUAGUUUUAGUUUAAGUUC